GGAACUCAAAUUCAAAAACUUGAAAACCUGGAAUGGGAAUAUUUCCCGUGAGCUACCUUCUCUCGAAGCAAUUUUAUUGGUGACUGAGAAUACCUUUGUUCCUCCUUCACACGUUCUCAAAGCUUCAAGCCUUCAGCGCAUCUCUGGUGUUACUUGGAGCAGUGCUUGCAACAACAAGACACUUAUAAAGAACCAAACUCACUCAAACGUGACGCUUUUCAAGAAAGGGGUGUAUGACAUUUACCCAAAGUCACGCUGUCGGGGUUCACGCUACCUUGUCGAAUCAAUAUCUCGCUUAUUUGCUAAGUAUGGAUUUGUAAUUGCUUUCGAUGAAAAAUGCUUCACCUCUGAAGUGACAGUCAUCCCAAUGCAUCGAUGCUGGGACAGUGCCAAUGAAGCUCUAUAUAUUGAAUACCUGUUAACUCCAUUAAUAAUAAUCUUCAACUUGACAGUGUUUUUUACAAUGGCUACCACAAAAACACUCAGAAAACUACCUUGUAUGUUAUUUGUUGCAAAUUUGGCCUUAAGCGAUUUUUUCCUAGGAGUGUACACCCUUGCUAUCACGUCAUCACGUCACGCUAUGACUUAUCAAGCCUUCGUUGGCGUGAUGAGCUCUUUGUGUCCAGCUAUUGGUUUUGUGUGGGUUGUCGGGCAAUUUGCCGCAGCUCUUUCUUCAUUGCUGUUGACUACUGAACGAUACAUAGCAAUUAUCUUCUCCAUGAGACCAAGUAUCUCUGUCACAGCAAUAGCAUGCCUCUAUUGCAUGGCUGCCUCGUGGGCAAUAGCUGUAUUUAUGGCAUCCCUUCCAUUCUUCGGUGUGGGAACAUACACUACGACUACCUUCUGCCUUCCGAUCCAGCCUGCGAAGGGAAUCCCUCAUUCGUUUGCGUACAGCGCCAGUGUCGUCGCAAUUGGAGUUUUGUUGUACAUCAUCACUAUUCCCAUGUAUCUCCAUAUUUUUGUCCAUGUGAGGAACUCAGGAAAUCAAAUGGGUAUAAAGCGAGAUGGAAAACUGGCCAAAAAGAUUUCAAUCUUGGUCACAAGCAAUUUGAUGUUUUUUCUUGUUCCUGUGUUUAUAGGAGUAUUAUGGUUGAUGACUCAAACUUUCAGCAAAGUUUCUUUAACGACCAGAGAGAUUUUGGUCGGUUCAUUAACAACUGUUUGUUUUAGCAUCAACUCCUUUUUAAAUCCU
This is a messenger RNA of Pocillopora damicornis (cauliflower coral), 1192 nucleotides long. Its product is annotated as thyrotropin receptor. Gene Ontology annotation, biological process: activation of adenylate cyclase activity; adenylate cyclase-activating G protein-coupled receptor signaling pathway; hormone-mediated signaling pathway. Gene Ontology annotation, molecular function: G protein-coupled peptide receptor activity. Lineage: Eukaryota; Metazoa; Cnidaria; Anthozoa; Scleractinia; Pocilloporidae. The record is from RefSeq and is a predicted model, not a curated record. Gene Ontology annotation, cellular component: plasma membrane.